AUGGCUAUAGAACUCUCCACCACCAACAAGAGCUGCAUACUGAAGCAACGCCACCUCGCGGGCCUGCACCACCACCUUACACACCAUCUACAAACCCUCCCAACCAACACUGCAGGGAGUAUUCCAGUACGAACCAGCGCCCUGUACUCCAGGCUUCGCCUACCAGAAGAGUUCAAGUGUUUAUACUGUGGUAGUAAAGCAGCAACCAGAACCCUACUGCCAGUUAAACACUCAAGCUCAGGGAUUGCCACAAGAUCACCUCAACUUUACCAUCUGCAACCUCAUCCUCUGCUUUCUAUUGUGGAACUGGGCGUCACUUGUCUGCCUCACUCCAGCUCUCAUUUUCUCUCUAACUCAGUUUACAGCGUUUUGUCAAAGCGAAAGCAAGACACUUGGAAACUCAUGGCCUACCAACCAGUUAUCCAGCAAGAAAAACCACCACAGUAUGGUAGCAUUGGACAUCCGAAGAUCAUAGCGGUCCAGCCUACCUAUCCUGCCGUGGUCCAUGUGUAUUCCACUCGGGAGGUGAACGUCCACGGCGUGCUGAUAUUCAGUAUCCUUAUCGCCAUUAUCUGUGGGAUAGCGCUGCCAGCAUCUCUGUGCUGUUCAAUACCGGCCGUCAUGAUAGCCGUACUGGCUCAGAGUGCGCAGAAUGGACAAGAACGCGCCCUGCAUGUUCGCAACUCUUACGUUUUAACCGGCGUCGCCCUGAUCUUCGGACUGUUAUGCAUUGUUGGAGCAAUCAUUUAUCUAAGCUACACCAUCAAGAUGGAAAACACUGACAACUACGAAGAUUGAACUUCAGUAGCACCACGUACAGGAAAAGACAAAUAUAAUACAGAAACAGAACCGUGUUCUUGGGACUUAGCUUGCUAAUGUAUUAUUAUGCAUAACACUGAUAGCUACGUACUUCUGUUCUGAUAGAAACUGAAAAACCACAGGCAUUGACAGAAACUACUUUUUGAAAGCACAAGUGAAACCAUAACAUCAUCCGUUUUGAUCAUGGGACCAUUGCUA
Geodia barretti is the source of this 1017-nucleotide messenger RNA. Lineage: Eukaryota; Metazoa; Porifera; Demospongiae; Tetractinellida; Geodiidae. The record is from the annotation of a GenBank genome assembly.